Messenger RNA from Rhizopus microsporus ATCC 52813, 366 nucleotides. RefSeq lists its product as uncharacterized. The record is from RefSeq and is a predicted model, not a curated record. The transcript has a single exon. Lineage: Eukaryota; Fungi; Mucoromycota; Mucoromycetes; Mucorales; Rhizopodaceae. The coding region runs from base 1 to 366 and encodes 121 amino acids.
AUGAAGUUUGCAAACAAGCUCUUUUUUGAGCAGAAUAAUCAAAAGUUGGUGUGUAGCUUAAAAACAAAGUUUGGUCAUGAUGCUGUCUUAAUUUUUGGAGACUGGUCCGCACCUAAUACCAAGUAUCACGAACCAACAAGAAAUAAGGAUCUCAUAAGUAUGCUAAAGAAGAGUGGUUUUUCUGUCUAUUUGAUCAAGGAAUACAAGACAUCUUCAUAUUACCCAACAUGUGAAAGCGGACUAAAAACUUUCAAAACAGUGCCCAACCCUCACCCUUACCAAAGAAGCAAGGAUCCAAACAUAGUAUGUCAUGGCUUAUUAAAGCGAUUCAAAGAAUAUGAUAUUAAAUUGAUUCCUGACACCUAA